AUGUUGCUGCUCUCUGUGCUGCUGCUGCUGCUGCUGGUCAGCGGAGCUCAAUCCUCUCAUUAUCGUGGCACUUUGAUGACUUACUGUCCAAAAGAAACUAAGUCAGACGGAUCCGUCUCUGUGAUCCUUCGCUUUAAGUUUAACUUCGAUUCUUGCCAAGAUGGAAUAUUUCAGUGCACAUCUGGAAACUGUGGUGUUGAAAGUACGAUUCUUGUAAAUACCAAGAUUGAUGAAGCGAGUGGUUCUUGGUGUCAGAGUGAAAAGAUCACAACUCGGCUGCUUCCCAACAACUCUCCAUUGCAGCUUGCGUUUACUAGUUCAGCUUGGUUAAGUAAUAAAAAUGGCAUUGGAUCCUGGAAAGCAGUGACAGAUGUUGAACUGAGGGACCGGUCCGACACCAACAGACCCAACGCAUCACCACAAACCACCAUCUUUCCAGUUCUGAGAGUUCCUUCAAACUGCCAGAGAAAUAUUAGCCUGUUGGCCUUUGACCCCGAUGGAGACCAGGUCAAAUGCAGAUAUGCCAACCAAUUCCAGUCAGAGUGCGAGUCGCCCUGCACGCCUCCGUCUGUCCUCAGCCUCUCACCUACCUGCAUCCUGUCAUUCGGGGCAACGUCCAGCAGUAAUGAAGGUAACUACGCCGUCCAGAUGGUGAUGGAGGAUUUUCCCCAACAAUCCAUCACUCUGACUCACACUAACGGAGCAAAGGAGGCACAAGCUGCCAACGAGCGAAUCAGUAUGAUUCCUGUCCAGUUUGCUUUGCAAGUGGAUUCUGCUGCUCCGUCCUGCACUGACGGCGUUUAUCUGCCCAGAUUUGUGUCUCCAACUCCAGAACAUGGAGCUCGGUUCUACAGCCCCGUCAGUCAGACUCUAGAGAUCAAAGUCAGAGCAGAAGCAGAUCAGUCGACGAUCAAUGAGAUUCUGUUCAGCGGGCCGAACAACGUGAACAAGAGUUCGUCAGGAUCGGGGAGCUUCACCCUGAAGUGGACGCCAUCUGCAAGUGAAGCUGGACAGAGCCUCCCCAUCUGCUUCAUAGUCCAAGCAAGUGCCUCCAGUUUUGUCUACCAGUCUGAGCUUCGAUGCGUCAUUGUGACGGUUGGAGAUGCGACUCCUCCUAAAACAUCUCAUGUUAAGGUUGUGAAGCUGAAGAUCAAGACUUCGAUGUCACUGAAAGACAAACAAGAUGAAAUGGAGAAAGCGAUUCAAGAUCAACUGAUUACAGGAGGGCUGCCUGCAGACAUAAAGGUUCACCUGCUAAGCUUCGGUAUAGCUAAUAAAACAGCUGCCCCCUAGUGGCCAAACAGGAGAAUGAAUCUGAUCCCUGCAGGAAAUUUGAUUUAAUCUUCCUGUAUAUUAUAAAUAAUUCAGGGAGUUAUGGUUGUU
Poeciliopsis prolifica (blackstripe livebearer) is the source of this 1383-nucleotide messenger RNA. RefSeq lists its product as uncharacterized. The transcript is spliced from 11 exons. The coding region runs from base 1 to 1293 and encodes 430 amino acids. The record is from RefSeq and is a predicted model, not a curated record. NCBI's taxonomy places the organism in Eukaryota, Metazoa, Chordata, Actinopteri, Cyprinodontiformes, Poeciliidae.